GCAUCACAUCACGAUGUCGUCUUUCCUAGCCCGCUUGACCUCGGCUCUCGCCCUUCAUUCUUUCUUUUCCUCCGCGGCGCCAACUACUAACGAUAUGGCUACGUGCGCUGCUGUUCGUGCUGCGGCCGUCUUUGCCAACCACGGCGCUGGUCCGUUCCCGAUCCUCAAGCCGUCGACGGACCCCAACCACGGCCCGACGCGUCUCUUCCUCGAGACCAAGAUCCCGGAGCUUCUGAGCCUCAACGACCCGACCAAGCGCCCGAAGGCCAUCGUCAUCGUCACGGCGCACUGGGAAGAACCGUUCGUGGCCAUCUCGUCUGGCGCGUCCCACGACCUCCUCUAUGACUACUACGGCUUUCCCCAAGAGGCCUACUCGCUUACGUAUAAGGCACCAGGGUCGCCGGAAAUCGCGCAGAAGAUCCACCAGCUUCUCAAGGAUGCCAACAUUGUUUCGCGCCUCGACCCGACGCGCGGUUGGGACCAUGGCACGUUUGUACCCCUCAAGCUCAUUCAUCCGGACGAAGAUAUCCCGAUCAUCCAAGUGAGCGUCGUUGCGGGCUUGGACCCGAUUCAUCACUUCAAGAUCGGUCAAGUGCUCUCCGUGCUUCGCGACGAAAACAUUGCGAUCGUCGGGUCCGGUGCGACCUUUCACCCGAGCCGUGGCACGAGCGACCUUGAGAACAAGGCGCGAAAGUUCAACGUGGCGCUGACCGAGGCGGUGUUGGAAGCGGACGUUGAGGACCGUCGCCAGGCGCUAGCCAACUGGGCGACUCUCCCGCACGCGCGCGACUGCCACCAGCGCGAAGAGCACUUGAUCCCGCUGCACGUGAUUGCCGGUGCUGGCGGCGGCGACAAGGGCGAGGCUUUCAACGUGGACAAGGGCAUGUAUACCUCGUUCGCGUGGCGGGCUUAAGAGCGCUUGACGUCCUUGCUGUGAUAAUGAUGAAUAGUACCACG
Molecule: messenger RNA, 957 nt
Organism: Saprolegnia parasitica CBS 223.65
Lineage: Eukaryota; Oomycota; Saprolegniomycetes; Saprolegniales; Saprolegniaceae
Exons: 3
Coding region: 14-913 (299 amino acids)
Molecular function (GO): ferrous iron binding; zinc ion binding; oxidoreductase activity, acting on single donors with incorporation of molecular oxygen
Source: RefSeq, a predicted model, not a curated record